UUGUGAUUCUGGAAAACUGGCAUGUGCACUGUGAAGAAAACUUAUGGGACAAGACAAGUAGAAGAUCAAGAAUAAUAAUAUUGGGGAUCUCCUGGCACCCUCCUGGGGAGUACAUUCCUCCUCACGUAUCUUUCCUGGAAGAUGGAAAUCAAGACAUGGAUUCAAAGGGAGUGUGAGCUGUGGAGGCACUACGGCUAAUCUGCCCAAGCCUAGCUGACAAAAGCCCAGAUCACGCCACCCAGCCCAGCCUUCCUGGGGAUGGAGCCGAACCACACGUACCUGCAGCCUGCGCAGCCCACACUAGCAGAUGAUGGAGAUUACAAAUGUGUGAUAGAUGUCUCUGAUGUGGCCCUGGAUGGUGCCACGCUGCUCAUCUGCCCAUGCGGGCUGGUGGGGAAUGGGGCCGUCCUCUGGCUCCUUGGCUUCCGCAUCCGCAGGAAUCCCAUUACCGUCUACAUCCUCAACCUGGCCUUUGCAGACUUCACCUUCCUCCUCUUCAUGCUCACCUCAGCCCUGUUAUACAUCAUGGAGAACGUCUCCUGCUCCACUUUAGAGUUCUUGAACUACCUGAGGCCACUUUUCCUGUUGUCUCUCUUUGCCUACAACACAGGCUUAUAUCUCCUGACAGCCAUCAGCGUUGAGAGGUGUGUCUCUGUCCUUUGUAGAAACAGCUACCACUGCCACCGUCCCGAGCACUUGUCAACCACUGUAUGUGCCCUGCUCUGGGCUCUCUCUGUCUCUGUAAUUGCUGUAGUGACUUCUCUCUGCAUGUCUCACCAACCUGAACACUGCCAACUGGCUCUCAUCUCUAUGUAUGUCCUCAAUUUCUUCAUCUUUGCUCCACCCAUGGUCCUCUUCAGCACAAUCCUGUUCAUUAAGGUCCGAUGUGGCCCCCGGCGCCAUCACCCUGGGAAGCUCUAUGUCGUUAUCUUCUUCACAGUCCUCUUCUUCCUUCUCUUUGCUCUUCCCCUCAGCAUCUGGAACUUCCUACAGCAGUUUAACUAUGUCACUGGGCAGUCCCAGAUUGUUUUCUUGCUAGUCUGUAUCAACAGCAGCAUCAACCCGUUUAUCUACUUCCUGGUGGGGAGCUACAAGAGGCAUUGCUCCUUCCAGAUAGUCACCUUGAAGGUCGCCUUCCAGACGGUCUUUGAGGAGUUGGGAGAUCACACAGCAUGCGAUGAGGAUACUACAAUGGACACACUACCCCCAGUCUGUUAGUCUUUCCACUGUUCAGCUUCAUGGUUCUGGACAAAGGAUGAGGGUUUCUUAAGUAACUGGAUUAAAUAAAUUUUGUCUGUAUUAAUUUUCCUAAAGGCACCACCAGCAUUGUAAUUCUGUUCCCUAGAGGAAACCAGGGCUGAUCUCUGUAGAAGGUCGAUGUGGGGAAAGAAGCUCUAUGGGAAGAAAGUGUGUUGGUGCACAGCUUUUCUGCAUCCCCAUCAGCCCACAUCAGUUCCAAAAGUUCCCCCCCUUAACAGAAACAUACCACAGAGGAUUAUGUUCCCAUUUCACACAGUCAACAGCUUCUGCUGACUGGGGUGGACAUUGCAAUUGGGAAACUCUGCCCCAUAUUCAGACUAGGGGUAAAACAUAGUCAAUGUCCUAAGCUCUACUCCUCUGUCUCACCUCCAACACCACACUUCUGCUCCCCUCCUAUUUCUAAAAAUGCUGACUAUGGAGGUUGGAGGGGUCAUCAUUCCCCACACAACACUCUGCCAGUACCCCUCAGCCCUCUCCUCACAUGGAUACUCCUUUUUGUGUCUCGGUGCUGCUUGAUACCAAUAAACAGCAUUGUGUACCCUUGAA
Rhea pennata is the source of this 1806-nucleotide messenger RNA. Its product is annotated as mas-related G-protein coupled receptor member H-like. Gene Ontology annotation, cellular component: membrane. Gene Ontology annotation, molecular function: G protein-coupled receptor activity. NCBI's taxonomy places the organism in Eukaryota, Metazoa, Chordata, Aves, Rheiformes, Rheidae. The record is from RefSeq and is a predicted model, not a curated record. Gene Ontology annotation, biological process: G protein-coupled receptor signaling pathway. The transcript is spliced from 2 exons. Bases 259 to 1218 code for a protein of 319 amino acids.